ACCCACCAUGGUCAAGAAAGUGGCAGUAAUUGGAGCUGGCGUAAGUGGCCUGUCCUCUAUCAAGUGCUGCUUGGAUGAGAACCUGGAGCCCACCUGCUUCGAGAGAAGUAGUGACUUCGGCGGACUGUGGAAGUAUGCUGACACUUCCCAGGAUGGGAUGACCAGGGUUUACAGGUCACUAGUGACAAAUGUCUGCAAGGAAAUGUCAUGUUACAGUGACUUCCCAUUCCAAGAAGAUUACCCCAAUUUCCUGAGCCAUGAAAAAUUUUGGGACUAUCUCAGAGAAUUUGCUGAGCACUUUGACCUCCUGAAAUAUAUUCAGUUUAAGACUACUGUGCGCAGUGUAACAAAGCGCCCAGACUUCUCUGAAACUGGCCAGUGGGAUGUUGUCACAGAGACAGAGGGCAAACAGGACAGAGCUGUAUUUGACGCUGUUAUGGUUUGCACUGGGCAAUUCCUGAGCCCACAUUUACCUCUGGAGUCCUUCCCUGGAAUCCACAAGUUUAAAGGACAGAUCCUACACAGCCAAGAGUACAGGAUUCCAGAUACCUUUCGGGGCAAGCGCAUCUUGGUGGUUGGUCUUGGAAACACUGGCGGGGACAUCGCAGUGGAGCUCAGUAGAAUAGCAGCUCAGGUGUUUCUCAGCACUAGAACUGGAGCCUGGGUUCUAAGCCGCCUCUCAGAUGGUGGCUACCCUUUGAAUAUGAUGAUGACAAGAUGGAAUAAUUUUCUUGCACAAGUUCUGCCUUCAUGUUUUGUAAACUGGAAUAAAGAGAGGCAAAUGAAUAAAAUACUCAACCUCGAGAAUUAUGGAUUAAACAUUGCAAAAGGGAAAAAACCAAAACUUAUUCUGAAUGAUGAACUACCAUCCUGCAUCCUCUGUGGGAAAGUCACCAUGAAAGGCGGCGUGAAAGAUUUUACAGAAUCCUCUAUCAUCUUUGAAGAUGGGACAACAGAAGUCAGCAUUGAUGUAGUGAUCUUCGCUACAGGCUAUGAAUUUUCUUUUCCCUUUUUUGAAGAACCUCUCAAAAGCCUUUGUACAAAGAAGAUCGUCCUAUAUAAGCAAGUCUUUCCCCCAAAUUUGGAGAGAACGACAUUAGCCAUCAUUGGCCUCAUCAGUCUUACUGGGUCUAUCUUAGUGGGCACAGAGUUUCAAGCACGGUGGGCCACAAGAGUAUUCAAAGGACUCUGUAGCAUACCUCCAUCUCAGAAACUGAUGGCUGAAGCCAUUAAAAAGGAGCAGCUCAUUAAGAGGGGUGUGAUUAAAGAUACCAGUCAAGACAAACUGAACUUCAUUUCCUACAUGGAUGAGCUCACUCAGUGCAUAGGCGCGAAGCCCAACAUCCCACUUCUGUUCAUUAAGGAUCCAAGAUUAGCUUGGGAAGUUUUCUUUGGACCAUGUACCCCUUACCAAUACCGCCUAGUGGGCCCUGGAAAAUGGGACGGAGCCAGAAAUGCCAUCCUGACCCAGUGGGACAGGACCAUGAAACCAUUAAAAACUCGAAUCAUUCCUAAGUCCCCCAAGCCUGCCUCCCUCUCGAGUUACUUAAAAGCUUGGGCAGCACCUGUGCUGAUUGUCUCUCUUUUACUUUUCUACAAAUCUUCACUUUUUCUUGAAUUGGUGCGAGGGAAGCUACAAGGAAGAUUUUCCCCUUACCGAAUACUAUGGUACAUCCCCCAGAAUUCAUGAGUUAGUCUCCAGUUUGGCAAUGAAGGAAGUCAUCUGGGACACCCUCUCAAACAGAUUAGAGUUGCUCUCAA
Arvicanthis niloticus (Nile rat) is the source of this 1761-nucleotide messenger RNA. It is a transcript of the gene Fmo4, whose product is annotated as flavin containing dimethylaniline monoxygenase 4. Lineage: Eukaryota; Metazoa; Chordata; Mammalia; Rodentia; Muridae. The record is from RefSeq and is a predicted model, not a curated record. Gene Ontology annotation, molecular function: flavin adenine dinucleotide binding; NADP binding; N,N-dimethylaniline monooxygenase activity.